Messenger RNA from Hippoglossus stenolepis (Pacific halibut), 1445 nucleotides. It is a transcript of the gene myoz1b, whose product is annotated as myozenin 1b. Lineage: Eukaryota; Metazoa; Chordata; Actinopteri; Pleuronectiformes; Pleuronectidae. Gene Ontology annotation, molecular function: FATZ binding; actin binding; telethonin binding. The record is from RefSeq and is a predicted model, not a curated record. Gene Ontology annotation, cellular component: actin cytoskeleton; Z disc. The transcript is spliced from 6 exons. The coding region runs from base 175 to 918 and encodes 247 amino acids.
CAGCCCUGCUGAUAGGGUUUCACUCUCUCUAGGCUGAAGAAGAGGGCAGGCAGUACAAUACAAACCGCAGGACACAGAUCUACCUGGGAAUCUAUAUUCCUCUUCCUUCAACACACACCUUUUUCAGUGAACCUCUGGGACCUGUGUCUUCCUGCUGACACCUGGGCCUUAGCCAUGCCUCUCGCUAGUCCUGUCCAUUCUAACAAAAGGAAGAAGGGCGACAAGAUCAUCACUGACCUGUCCAACAUCAGCCAGAAUGACGAUGAAACCGACCCAGAGGCCUCCGAGUUCGACCUGGGCACCAAGAUCAAGACGCCCAAGGACUUGAUGCUGGAGGAGCUCUCCCUGCUCUCAAACAAGGGCUCCAAGAUGUUCAGGAUGAGGCAGCAAAGGGUGGACAAGUUCAUCGUGACCAACCAGAACAUGCAGAACCUCGAGAACCUGCUGAUGCUUCCUCCCCCUGUCGCACCAAAACCUGAGAUGCCAAAAGUAGAAGUGGUGGAGGAGAUGGUGGAUGAGGAGGCGGAUAAGGAGGCGAAGAGGAAGGAGUAUAUACGCACCUACGUAUCACCAUGGGAACGGGCCAUGAAGGGCAACAUGGAGCUGACAGCCACCAUGAAGGCCAGCAUGCCGGGACCCAUCCAGAUCCACCCAGACCUGACCCUGUACAAGAGCUUCAACAGGACGGCGUUGCCAUUUGGUGGCAACGACAAGGCGUGCAAGAUCCUGGCCUUCGAGCACCCGGAGAUCAGCGUUGCCACCGAUGAGCCAGAGUCACUGGCCUCCCUGCAGGCUGACAUCCGCUCACGACCCUCGUUCAACCGCACGCCCAUCGGCUGGGUGUGCAACGAGGACAACUCAAACAUCCACAUGGACGUGGACAACAUCGCCUUCGACGGAGAGACAGAUGACCUGUGAACACGCGUGCAGACAGAAGCAUGAUUACAGUACAUGUAGCCUGAAACACACAUUACCUGAAGUACACAUGCACUAUAGGACCCACAAACACAUACUUACAUGAAGAUCACAUCCUCACAUAUGUGUAUUAGAGCAUUGGGCAGAUCAUAAUUCUUGACCCACACACUGACAACAUGAGCACUGGUAGAGUUGCUGAAGCUCCCAUGAACACAUGUUGAAAUGUAUUUUAAUUGCAUGGAAAAAAAAUCGAAAAUAAGCUAAAGCUAUUCAAAACUGACUUGAUGGAAGAGGACAAAGAGUCUCCUCGGUCUCUUGCGUUCUUUCUUACUAUGUGUGUGCAAACUGUGGUAAGUUAAUGUGACACCUGUGUGAACAGAAACAGAUAAGCACCUUGCACUCUUAAAAUGUUUUAUUUAUGCAAUAAAGUUCCCCUUUACAGAACGUCUGACUGCUUCUCAUGUCAACGCUGCAUAUGCUGCUCCUGGAGAUCUUUCAUUACAAGUUACAAAAUAAAAAAAUGUACUUAU